This is a messenger RNA of Raphanus sativus (radish), 1060 nucleotides long. RefSeq lists its product as uncharacterized. The transcript is spliced from 6 exons. Lineage: Eukaryota; Viridiplantae; Streptophyta; Magnoliopsida; Brassicales; Brassicaceae. Bases 163 to 873 code for a protein of 236 amino acids. The record is from RefSeq and is a predicted model, not a curated record.
CAAACAAUUGUUGUAGAGUUGCUUGUUGUCUUACUACUCACGACUCUCUUCUACCUUUUCUUUUUUUUCCUAUUCCCGUCGGUUGAAAUCAAACCAAAAAAAAAGGAAAAAAGUUGAAGAAGAGCAAUCAAUCAAUCUUCUUCUUCGUCUCGAUUAUACCUAAUGGAAAUCGAGGUCUCGAGCUCGAGGACUCACGAUACCGUCGAUUUGGAUAGCAUUCGUGUAAAGCGGAAGACGUUGCAGAAUCUGCUCGACGAUUGCCAGAGAGCUCUCGAGCUGCUCAAUCUCGCCGAUACUGCUUCUCCCGCCGGCGGAGAUAAAACCGAAACCGUUGGCUCAUCGUCGGAGAGGGAGGAGGAGCUUCCUUCUUCCGAUUCAGGAGAUCCCGAAGCCGAUAAAUUCUAUGAUCUCAUCAAGUCCAGAGUUGAAUGUCAUGGCUUUCGGGAGAAGAUUGAGCUAGCUCAAGUUUCGCUUCUCCAAGAUCUUGCUGAAGAAGGUAGCUGUUGGGAUGUAGUUAGUAAAGAUGAUUUAUGGGGUGAGGGGAGUUUGGGUCAAACGGAAGAUGAUGAUUAUGUUCUUGUUAGGGAAGAGGAUAUAGCUGACGGUAUCGCUUGUUUCAUGGCUACUUAUUUAUCUUCCCUUAAGCAGACUAAGGAUAUAUCACCUGAUCAGCUUCAGAAAGCACUUAGCACGAUGUUUUCAGUGAAGAAGCGAAAGGGGAAGCUUCGUAAAGCAUGGGAAGGAAGUAAAGUUAUUUACAACGUUGCUUCUUGGAGCGCUACUGCCAUAGGCAUAUAUCAAAACCCGAUGAUCCUGAGUAUUGCAUCCAAAGCCUUCUGGGUCUCUUGCAAGGCCAUAUCAAAGCUUGUCUGACUUGAAAGACACAUUCUCACUCACAUGGUGCUCAUAAAAGUUACAACAACUAUGUUUUAUAUCAAUUUAAUUUAUAUCUGUACAUAUGCCAUUUGUUUCAUCCUUCCUUUUCUGUGAUGUUAUUCUCAGUAGCAUGCAAUGUUAAAAGAUUAGUUUGAUCUCAAUAUUCAAUGUGCUUGUUUCUCAA